This is a messenger RNA of Olea europaea var. sylvestris, 1242 nucleotides long. Its product is annotated as LEAF RUST 10 DISEASE-RESISTANCE LOCUS RECEPTOR-LIKE PROTEIN KINASE-like 1.2. Gene Ontology annotation, molecular function: polysaccharide binding. The record is from RefSeq and is a predicted model, not a curated record. The coding region runs from base 76 to 915 and encodes 279 amino acids. The transcript has a single exon. Lineage: Eukaryota; Viridiplantae; Streptophyta; Magnoliopsida; Lamiales; Oleaceae.
AUUAGUUUAAUAAACAAGGAAGACACAGAAAACCAACCAUUUGUGUCUGAAGCUUGGAAUUCACUUCACCAAAGCAUGAAAUAUACCGUUUUCUUAACAUCUUUAGAUAUCUGUGUAUUCUGUCUUAUCCUUUUAUCAAGAAAAUCUUCUGCUACUGAUUUUCGGUACGAUGCAUGCUUGCCCAAGAAUUGUGACAAUGGCCCAAAAAUUAAAUUUCCAUUCUAUAUUGAAGGUUUGCAAAAAUCCUACUGCGGUUACCCCGGAUUCCAUCUCAAGUGCGGAAAACAUGGCUAUCCAAUGAUUAGUUCAACAGAAAAUGACUAUAUAGUUGAAAACAUUUCCUAUCCUCGUCGUUCUUUUCGUGUUUAUAAUGCUGCUGUUUUGAGUAAUUUAAACGGCAGAUGCCUUCCACAAAUCAGGAACACGACACUUCCUAUUAGAGAGUUUCAGUAUGUUAAUGCAACAAGUCUUUAUUUUUUGUCCAAUUGUAUUGAACCGUUGCCUAAUGAUCUUUUGCGAUACAAGGUUGACUGUCCGGGUGAGAAAAGAGAUAAUUUGGAUUUAGCAAUUUGUGAUAAGGAUGAAAAUUUGCAGAAGGGAUUGAAAAAUUGCGAAAAAAUAGUGGCGGCCCCGGUGGAAGUGCAUGGUGAUGAAGAGAGGAUUGUAGUGGGAGAGUAUAAGAAGAUUUUGAGAAGAGGGUUUGAACUGAAUUAUUCAUCAUCCAGUGAAUGCAGUACAUGUGAGAGAGAGGGCGGCCGAUGUGGCUUUAACACCACUAUUUUCAAGUUCCGUUGCUUCUGCCCUGACAGACCCCGUCCCCGGGGUUGCAGAUCACGACGUGCAGAUUCAGGUAUGUUAUAUUUCUUUUUUGUCACUUUCAAUUUAUGGAAUGUGAUAAUUGAAAAAUUAGUUUGAUAAAAGUUUCUUAGGAUCUGUUUAACGUUCACACUAACAAAAAGAAUUUUAAGUACGUUUUCUUACUUCCGUCAUAUAUGCCAAAAGGGCAUGUUGACAGAACAUGUACUGUGAUUUUAGCAGCCUAAAUCUUUUUUCUAAAGUCCUAAAUCUUUUCUUCUGUGUUACGUAAUAGAUGUUUGGAUAAAUUCAAGAAUAAUGUGCUGUAUGGUUCGUUCUUCCAUAUGUUUGACCAAGAAGCUUAAUAGCUUCUCAAUUUCAUCAAAAAACGAUUAACUUUAUUAAUAGUAAUAGUUCAAAUCUGCACAUGAUUCUCUACAUCUCAGU